GUGUGUAUGUCUGUUGUCAUCGAUCUUAUGCUUUCUUUGUACACAUCGGGCCAGUUUUCAUACGUCUGGGUUUUAUCUUUUAUUCGUUUGGUCAUAACUGCGUAUCGGUGUAACUGAUUUCAAAACAAAGCCUCCUCCAAAAUGGAAGAAAAUGAAGAAGUUUGUGGAAGGACGGUGGAAAACAAUAAGCGUAAACUUCGCAGGAUGUCAUCGAGGACGUCCAUUACCAGUCACAUCAGCGCAGCAGAGCCGUCUCCAAAAACACUCCGGAGAAAUAACUCCAAGAAACCUCCACUGCAGAGAGGCAGCUCCUUCACCUUUCUCACUCCUGGGACUCCGUGGGACUUCAGUCUAAAGAGAAAGCGCAAAGAGAAGGAGGACGACACAGUCAGUCUGUCCAGCUUCCACCUCAAGGAACCCAGUAACAAGCGUGUGCGACCCCUGGCCAAAGUUACAUCCCUGGUCAACUUGAUGUCUCCUUCAAAGAAUGGAGCAGUGAGGCGCUUUGGCCAGACCAUCCAGUCAAUAUCAUUACGUGGUGAUGCCAAGUCACCAGGGAUGUCCCUCAAAGCCAGCAUCAAGACAGCAGGUCCCACUCCCACUAAACGCAGAAACAGCACUCUGUGGUCUGAGACACUGGACGUCCAUCAGAAGAGCACAUUCUCCACCAAAGAGAUCAAGAGACAAGAGGCAAUUCAUGAGCUUUACAGGGGAGAGCAGGAUCUCAUCGAAGAUCUCCAACUUGCGCGGAAGGUAUACCAUGAUCCAAUGCUAAAGCUCUCCAUCAUGACAGAGAAGGAACUAGCUCAAAUAUUUGGGGACCUCGAUGCAUACAUCCCCUUACAUGAGGACUUAUUGAUGAAACUGACUGAGGGAACUGGCCCCGAUGGAACAAUCAAUCAGAUUGGACAGAUAGUUAUAGACUGGCUGCCUGGCCUGAAUGCUUACAAAGUCUACUGCAGCAACCAGCUUGCAGCCAAAGCACUGCUGGACCAGAAAAAGCAGGACUGGCCGGUCCAGGAUUUCCUGCAGCGCUGCUUGGAGUCCCCCUUCAGCAGGAAGCUGGACCUCUGGAGCUUCUUAGACAUCCCACGUUCACGCCUGGUGAAAUACCCACUGCUGCUGCGAGAGAUCCUCAGACACACUCCUCCUGAUCACCCAGACGUACCCAGUCUGGAGAGAGCUAUUACUAUAAUCCAGGAGAUUCUGUCUGAUAUCAACAUGAGAAACGGGGAGUGUGAGUGCCAGUACUAUAUAGACAAACUGGAAUAUCUGGAUGAUAAGCAGCGGGACCCUCUCAUAGACAACUGCAAGAUCCUACUUUGUCAUGGAGAGCUGCGGAACAAGAGUGGCUCGAGGCUGCAUGUGUUCCUCUUCUCUGAGCUCUUGGUUCUGACCCGACCGGUGACCCGGAACGACAGGAGCUGCUUCCAGGUGUAUCGACAGCCUAUUCCAGUCCGUGACUUGGCUCUAGAGGACCUGCAGGAUGGAGAGAUUCGCAUGGGGGGGUCCUUCAGAGGGGCUUUUACCAAUGGAGAGAAAGCUAAGAACGUUUUUCGUGUAAGCUCUCUAGAUCCAUCCCAUGGCCAGUCCCACACCCUGCAUGUCAACGAUGUCUACCACAAGCAGCAGUGGCUCAACUGUCUACGUUCUGCGAUGACCCAACAACAGGGGGCUCCGCCUAACAUUCAGCAGGGAGAAGCUGUCAGAGCUAAGCGUCGCUCCUCCACCAUCUCAGCCACCUAUGGCGAUGAGACAGACGAGAACUGUCGGCCUGUCUCUGGCCCUAAACUCAGGCCUCAGACACUGUCCAAAACCAGACUGGACCAGAAGUUACAAGGCUCACUAAAGAGGAAGCAGACUGGAGUGUAGACAUUUAACCUGACACAAAGGUUCACAAAGGGCACAUGUCCUGUUUGGUCACAAGUCUGUCUGUGAAUUUUCCUGCGUCCACUAUUUUUUGUGCUUUUGCUUUGUCUUUGUAGCUGCACUGAAAAAGUAUUUCCAAUCUUUUCCGUCCAAAUGUACAUCAAAGUUUAGUUUUUAAAAAAGUGUAAUUAGUUUACAAAAAAAAGUGAUGUGUGACUUAAAUGUAUGUUUACACCAGCUAAAUGUAUGUGGAAUUAGCGUUUUAUGUGUCUACCUAAGUUAAAGCAACGUUUUUACCACUUGUGGCUCUUGAAAUUUAGUUUCAUUGUUUAUCCCAGUUUGGACACAUUUAAACUAUCUUUAGCUGUAAUCAAAAUGUCAGUGCAUCUAUGUUAUAGGCAGCGUGUGUGCAAGUUGUCCGUUGCUAAGUGUUAUCUGUGCCAAGAUAAGGGAUCGAGAAGCUGAGAAAUUGCGAUGGUCUCAGUUGUCUGUGCAGGAAGCCGCUGUGUGAGAUGAGUCUAAAAAUGUUUAAGAUUAAAGACAAGAUAAUGAGCAGAACAUGAGUGAGAACAUUAGCCAUGGAAAUGAUAAGGAAAAAACUUUUCUUGGGGGAAAAUAAGUCAAAUGAAUCUAAAUGUAUUCAGUGAAAAGUUGUUACUUAAAAAAAUAAAACAUUUACUUUGUACUUUUAAAA
Messenger RNA from Micropterus salmoides (largemouth bass), 2563 nucleotides. RefSeq names its product neuroepithelial cell-transforming gene 1 protein-like. Bases 142 to 1872 code for a protein of 576 amino acids. Gene Ontology annotation, molecular function: guanyl-nucleotide exchange factor activity. Gene Ontology annotation, biological process: positive regulation of Rho protein signal transduction; intracellular signal transduction. NCBI's taxonomy places the organism in Eukaryota, Metazoa, Chordata, Actinopteri, Centrarchiformes, Centrarchidae. The record is from RefSeq and is a predicted model, not a curated record. The transcript has 12 exons.